AUGGCCGAUUUGAUUAACUUCAUCAUAGUGAUAGCAGUCGAUUCCUAUCUUUCGUUGCAGUCUACAAGAAGACUUCGGGAUCUGCUCACUCGUGACGCGAAGGAGCAUCCUGAGGAAUGGCAACAGUUUAUAUGUCUGAGUUUUGACAAUCUCGAUCACGCUGGUGAAGGGGUCAUUGAGACCAGAAUGCAUCGUCUUGAAGUUGUCAUUAACGGUAUUGUGUGUCGUCGUCCCGAUUUGGUGAUGAUGAUGUUCCCUCGACCGGAGGGUAAUAAUAUCCCUAGGAUGAACAUAACAUUAAUCGAUGUUGGUAGCCGUGGGGAUGUUGAGCCGUACAUCGCCAUUUCAAAGGAGCUCAACGCGAUGGGCCAUCAUUGUCGUAUCUGCACUCAUGAUAAGUUCCGAGAUAUGGUUGAGAGAAAAGGAAUAGAGUUCUUCCCAAUGGCCCUUGAUGCCCCUGGCCAUUGGCAACCUGAGGAUUUCAUGAGGCACGCAGCCGAGAGCCCCUCAUGGAGCCCCAAGUUCCUUUUCACGCCCCGGGAUAUGUGGUACAUCCUGCUACAUACUCCUGGUAUGAUGGAAUCCUUGAGGGAAAUCUUCUUCCCCCCAGGGUGGCAAACCGACAAGGUCGGGGCCUGGGCAGCUGUGAAGAGUAAUCGCGAGGAGCGUUGGGUUACCCAUGCUAUGAUCGCUAAUCCGCCAUCAUAUAUUCACGUCCAUCUGGCUGAGAGACUUGGAGUUCCCCUUCAUAUGUAUUUCUCGAUGCCCUGGUCCCAGACGAAAGUGUUGGGACAUCCUUUCAGCUCGGGUGACAUAUACGACAAUCCUUAUUGGCGACUCUUGAGCUACCGCUGGUUUGAUCAAAUGCAGUGGAGAGGCCUGGCAUCGACAGUGCCCCAGUUCCGACGAGAGGUGUUGAAGAUUCCUAAGAUAGGCAUGUGGCACAGCGCUGGGUCUUUAUUGGAGGAUUGGGGGGUUCCCUUCUCGUAUUCGUUCUCACCGAGUCUUUUCCCGAAGCCCCCGGACUGGGGCCCGAACCUCGACAUAACUGGCUUCUGCGUGGGGUCUCAGAAUACGACCUAUGAGCCUCCCGCUACGCUGGCUCAGUUCCUUAGCAGGGGAUGCAAGCCGUUCUAUGUCGGUUUUGGCAGCAUAGCUGGGGAUCUGUCGGAUAUAUACAAACCCAUCCUAGAGGCAAUAAAGGAUAUCCCCGAUCUCAGAGUUGUCCUCCAGAAGGGAUGGGGGACUCUUAAGGACAUAACCGCUGAGGACUUCAUUCACAUCCCAACCAUACCACACACUUACCUCUUCCCCAAAUGCUGUGCUGUUAUGCAUCAUGGUGGUGCCGGUACUACCGCUAUGGGAUUGGACUUUGGCCUGCCAACCUCUGUUAUAUCCUUCUUUGGGGACCAAUGGAUCUGGGGUGGACUGGUCCAGCUCCACGGAGCGGGGUGCUCCAUCCACAAGGGGAAUGUCGAUUCUGAGACCAUAGGAGACGCUAUGAAGUUCUGCAUGACUGAGGAGGCCAGAGACGCUGCAAGGAUCUUACAGAAAGGCUUCUUGGAGGAGCGUAAGCAUGGUAUGGGUGCUCAUGAAGGCGCGUUGGGUUUCCAACGACAAUUACCAUUGGAAUUGGUCACUUGCCCCGUAUGUGCCGUCGCAUUAUCAGAAUCCCAGGGGGUGUUGGUUACUCCAUUAAGGACAGCUGAUUGGGGAAGAACUCGUGGAGGCAUACUCUAUGUUCACUUCGUGCAAGCACUAAAUUCUGCUGCUACGCUGUUCAAGAGCAUGAUCCAGGGAGGCCACACUGGAGGGGUCUACGGGUUCCUUAUUGGUGUGGUAGCGGGAAUAUUCGAGUUCCUGGUUUUCAUCGUUCUGGCUCCCUUGGUCUUCGUACGGGACAGUUGGUGGGUGGCCACUCAGUUGGCUCAGGGCUCUGCAGAUGGACGCGAGCAUGGCGGUCACGACACCAAACAGGUCGAUCGGGAACUGCUCAACGAUUUGGUGUUGAUAGAGGACAAGGAGCAUGAUGGGGAUAUUCGCGCUGUUGAUAGGAGUACGCUGACGGAGCAGGAUGUGAAGCUGAGUGGAACUAGGAUGACUAAACUGAUGCGGAUGACGCAGAGGGCGCUCGCUGAAUUAGAGGAAAAUCGAUCUGAAGUGCACACGAUGACCGAGGCUGUGUGUGGACUGUUCGAACGACGUGGUCUUGGUAUACAGUUGACGGCUCAGAACGCGAGUGAAUGGUCCCUCAUUGAGGAGAAGAAACUCCUCGUAGCCAAGGAUGGGUCCCCGAGUAGUGCGGAGACCACACCGGAGUUCCAAUCGGCCAGACUGCCUUGA
Molecule: messenger RNA, 2343 nt
Organism: Perkinsus marinus ATCC 50983
Lineage: Eukaryota; Perkinsozoa; Perkinsida; Perkinsidae
Exons: 21
Coding region: 1-2343 (780 amino acids)
Biological process (GO): carbohydrate metabolic process
Molecular function (GO): UDP-glycosyltransferase activity; hexosyltransferase activity
Source: RefSeq, a predicted model, not a curated record